This is a messenger RNA of Puntigrus tetrazona (Sumatra barb), 1695 nucleotides long. RefSeq lists its product as uncharacterized. NCBI's taxonomy places the organism in Eukaryota, Metazoa, Chordata, Actinopteri, Cypriniformes, Cyprinidae. The coding region runs from base 765 to 1385 and encodes 206 amino acids. The record is from RefSeq and is a predicted model, not a curated record. The transcript is spliced from 5 exons.
CUGUGACACUGAAGACUGGACAAGCGAAUGUUGGAAAUUCAGUUUUGCCAUCACAGGAAUAAAGUACAUUAAAAUAUAUUACAAUAGAAAAAAAGUCAUAAAGUCAUAAAGUGUAAUGUUGCACAAUAAUAUAACAGUUUUGCUCAAAUAAAUGCAGCCUUUGAUAGUAGCUUCUUUUAAGAUCAUUACAAUUUUUUAUUAUAUACAUUGUAUGCAUAUUUUGUGUAUAAUGUUAUAUAUGAAUAAAUAUUCAUAACUGAUUAGUUGGGUUAUUAGAAAUUUUAGUACUUUAAGAGUAUAAUCCUAAAACAUACCUUAGAACAAAACUAUACAGUAAUGGCAGGGGAACAAUAACAGAAGAUUUGUAAUGUCUUGGUUAUCGUCCAUUAAUAAAUGUAACUGUUUUUAAGCAUAAAUAUUGAUAUACUGAAACAGGACAUGUUUUAUUCAGGUUUGAUUAAACUUAGAGUCUCAUGCUGAGCACAAGUGCAGUGUCGCGUCGGUCUGCGGUAUUUAUUACAGAACACUCAUUGUUCUUGAGCUGAGUCCAUCACCCUUCAGGCUUUCUAUAAAGAAUAGAGCAGCCAUGGCAACAGCCGCUAGCUGAGUGUAACAGACAUUUCCAAACAUGCCGCUGUGCUGCAAGAAUGUAAAAUAAUCAGCAGCUACUAAACCGCUCAGGAAUAAAAACACGCCAUGCCUGAGGUGAGUUCACUUCUUUUAACGGAAGGACAAAGAGGACAAGUCUCAGCAGUAACUCAAAGAUGGCCACUCGUGAAAAGACAAUCAGCAAGCAACAGAGACCAUCUUUAAGGAUCCCAUUUGGUCAUAGACGUAGAACAGAUGUACUUUUCCUCAAAAACGGUCAGAUUACAUCAAAACACCCACGAUCCUUCCCAAUGCUGGGAGAACUACCUUCUUUGGCAGGGUUACUGCUCUAUCCUGGUAAGCGGGAAAAGAUGGUAACCACAACAGAAACUGAAUUUGGACCCAAAACCUGCCUAAAGGUAGAGCCAAAGAAGAUUCUACAGUGCAACCUAACUCUAGAUGGUGACAGGAGUUUUAACACAACAAAUAGAGAGGAUUACCCUUAUUACACACCGGAUGGCACUCCGAUCGUGUGCCAUGGAAGAGCCCAAGCAAGAGAAAGCAUGGCUGGCCAAGCACAGAGAUGUUCUCUGUACCAGCACGACUUCCCUGCUCCGAAACGAGUCUAUGUCAGGAGAAAUCAGGUCGUGCCUCAUCCUGACAACCUGGCCAUCAACACUUCAAUGAGAGCUGAAUAUAAAACAGUGCAGAAAGAAGCUUUUCCAGACUGGAAUGUGUCAGUGCACGCGCGUCCACCGCCGGCCCGUCUCAGAAGAACAGCUGCAGCUGACGGCUGAAAACCAUCAAUAACACAACAACUCCUUUAAAUCAAGCAUUUGUGUUAUCAUGCUUUACUUGUUAUCUUUAUCCUGUACUACGUGACAUUUAAUCUUUAGAAACUCAAAGAAAAUGUAUUUGUUUAAUUUUACGUUUAAAUUUGAGAUUUAAAUUUUUUUUUAUUAUACAGUACUGUUCAAGACUUUGAUGUCAGUAAUGGUUGUAUAUUCAAAAAAUAUAUUAUAUAUAUUUAGACUAGGCAAUGAUUAAACGAUUAAAGUUUUUGUUUAUAUAUUGUAUGUAUAUUUAAUAAAAAAUGUUAUGUUUAUA